Fomitiporia mediterranea MF3/22 is the source of this 1764-nucleotide messenger RNA. RefSeq names its product UROD/MetE-like protein. The record is from RefSeq and is a predicted model, not a curated record. The coding region runs from base 310 to 1455 and encodes 381 amino acids. NCBI's taxonomy places the organism in Eukaryota, Fungi, Basidiomycota, Agaricomycetes, Hymenochaetales, Hymenochaetaceae. The transcript is spliced from 11 exons.
CAACGAUCAGAACGGCAUUGCCACUUCAAGAACCUGCUCACUAGAAUUAUCUCAACGAAUGGAGUCUAGUAUACUUGUCAAUCUUUGGAUUGGUUUGUCUUUGAGCUGCGGACUCUCUGGUUGGAAAAUUAAUUACUAUAAUAUUUGACAUGCACCGAUCACAUCUUUGACGGCUUUUUUACGUGCUCCGUCUCAGCUGGGCACGACGCAUUUUAUGUCAGACAUUAAUAUCCUCACGUAUAAAUAUACGUUGCAGGAAUGUAGCACCAAUUAACAGAUUAGCCCUUUGCGCUAUUAAGACUGCCCGAAAUGCUCAUACCCACUGAACCAGUCGGAUCACUUCCACGCCCAGUGAAGCUUCAGCAGGCCAUCAAAGACUAUGAAGCUGGAAAGAUCGACAAGACGACAUUUCAGCACCUGCAAGACGAAGCUUGCAGGGAUUCAAUCGUUCGCUCUGAGCAAACAGGCGCGCCUAUCAUCAGUGAUGGAGAGCAGCGUGCCUCUAGCUUUGCUACGUACCCACUCACGGAUACAUUGGGCGGCACAGGCCUCGCUCCUUGUCUUUCACCGGCUGGACAGUGUUUUGCGUAUUUUGAUGAUGGUCACCAUGUAUCGCUACCGAAGCUCGAAAAGGGCCCUUUCCGUUACAAUCUCUAUGCAGGCGAGUAUUACGACAAAUCUAAAGGAUAUGCUACAAAGCCCAUGAAGCAGGCUGUCAUCUCACCAUCUAUGCUAUCUCUUCUUUAUCCGCUUGACAAAGAGAUUCCUGGCUAUAGCCGAGAACAAUUUUACUCGGAUUUAGUCGAUGAGUGUGAGAAAGACAUUCGGAAGGCAUUUGCAGCGGGAGCUUCUCGUGUCUCUGUGGACUUCACGGAAGGUCGCUUGGCUUCUAAGAACGACCCACGAAGCCCCUGGACUGGUCACAAUAUGCUUGAUUUCUUUAUCAAACUGAACAACCGUGUUUUUGACCGUUUUGCACCAGAGGAGAGGCGCAAUAUCGGCGUACACACCUGUCCUGGAGGCGACAAUGAUUCUACACAUUCUGCAGACGUUCCGUACCGCAAUCUUUUACCAGCACUGUUUCAGAUGAAUGCAGGAUACUUCCUUAUCUCACUAACUAACGAAACAGACAAGACAGAAGUAUUCAAGCUUUGUAGAGACCAUCUGCGUGCGGACGCUGAUGGAGUGGCACAAUCUAUAUUCAUCGGUGUCACUUGCCCCACAAACCAACGUAUCGAAACUCCCGAAGAAGUUUGCGAAACCAUCCUAGAGGCCGCAAAGUACAUCCCGAAAGAACGACUCGGGACAACAGACGACUGUGGAUUCUCGCCAUUCAGCACGGACACGAAGCCGACUCAUGGUGGGAACCCGGAUCUCGCACGAGAUAUUGCGUUUAAAAAGAUUGCAAGUCGCGUGAAGGGAACACAACUUGCUAGCGAGAAACUAGGUAUAUAAUUACAUAUUCAUUACACAAAUCAAGGGCUUUGACGGCUCUUUUAACCAAGUAGCAUCCCGUCCUGUACAUAUGAUGUCGCCUUAUUUUGCGGUAGGAAUGGUACUGUUGUCUCUAAUACUAGCCUUGCUGUUGAAUCUUGUUGUAUUCUCACUCUGAGAGUGUCGGAAAUGGUACAUGUCUAUGUAAGCGAAGCAGCUUGUAAGCGAAGCAGUUUAGAUUUCGCAUUGCAUCUCUAUUCUUGACUUUUUACUCGCAUAUUGACUCCUACCUUGAUCAAUACAAGCUUCCCUCAAUUCCUGCUCAAUCUU